AUCAUAAGGUCGCCAUAGAAAAUGCCGUCGACCAGUAAUAGUAUAUACCAAUCAGUGGGCCCAACCAAAAUAUAAUACGGAAUCGUUGCUUCUUCUAAACGAAGGAGAGAAUCCGAGAAUGCUUGGCCGACGACCCGAGAGGCUGAGACUUGUGAGGCCUCCUGCCCGCGGAAAAAGCACACGGUUUCGACCGAUCUCUCCGUUGCCAUUUCGCGAGCGAAAACGAUGAAGUAGGUGACCAGGCAAGCAGCAGUGGAGCAUCCGGCUAAGCCACAGACAAGUCGAUCGGCGCGCGAGCCAUGGAUUGCUGCUCCCGCGUGUACGGGCUGGCCAUCGCCAACACGGUGUGCGUCGGCGGCACGGCCUUCCUCGUCUACACGCUCGUCCGGCUCUCGAGGACGCCUGACAGCACGGGCGGCAUCGUCGUGGUCUCCAUCUUCCUCGUCUUCUGGGUCUGCGUCAACGCCAGCAUCUACCCGGCCUUCUGCGGUGAGUUCUUCCCAUGGUCCGCGCUGGGGCGGUGCCUGGCCUCACCUCUCCGCGGGAUCCUGUGGUGCCUGCGCGGUGUCGGAUGGCUGUUCUGCCUGCCGUGCCGGUGCGCGCGCACGGCGCGCGCCCGGCUGCGGCGCCCGAGCGGCGGUGGCGCUAGUGCCUUGCCACAGUUUGCAGUUCAUAGACAAGACCAUGUCAUGAACGUGCUUCCCCGGGAGCCGCCGGCGCGCAGCGGGGCGCGGGUAGUUGCCGCGGAUGACAUCCUGGCGUACGAGCAACGGGAAUCCGCGUGUCCGGACGGUUCGUCCGAGUGCGCAGUGUGCCUGGGCGAGGUGGAGAAGGGGGAGAUAGUGAAGCGGCUGCCGGUGUGCCUUCACAUGUUCCAUCAGCAGUGUAUCGACCAGUGGCUGCACGACAACUCGACGUGCCCCAUCUGCCGGUGCAAUGUCUUCGCGCCGCUGCCGAUGCAGAUGGUGUGACGAUCUUCUUACCUUUUUUAUCUUGUUUCUUGAUGCUGAGAAAGAAAUGCAAGCUGGUUCCGUAAACAGUCA
Molecule: messenger RNA, 1043 nt
Organism: Phragmites australis (common reed)
Lineage: Eukaryota; Viridiplantae; Streptophyta; Magnoliopsida; Poales; Poaceae
Product: probable E3 ubiquitin-protein ligase ATL45
Exons: 2
Coding region: 300-971 (223 amino acids)
Source: RefSeq, a predicted model, not a curated record